Messenger RNA from Dinoponera quadriceps, 825 nucleotides. RefSeq lists its product as uncharacterized. The record is from RefSeq and is a predicted model, not a curated record. Gene Ontology annotation, biological process: negative regulation of biosynthetic process. The coding region runs from base 330 to 734 and encodes 134 amino acids. NCBI's taxonomy places the organism in Eukaryota, Metazoa, Arthropoda, Insecta, Hymenoptera, Formicidae. The transcript is spliced from 4 exons.
AUCGAUAAUAUCUUAAUAGCAAACAUUGAAAAGAUUUGCAUGACGCAAAUGUUGAGAUAAAAACGUGAGUCCUUGGUUCAUUAUUGGUCGGUGUCUCGAAGUCUCCCUCAUCAUCAAGGUGUCCUUUUUGUCGAGUUUCCAUGAAAUAUCAAUGCAUAUUCAGUGCACGCACUCAUCCUAAAACUCGUUUUAUUUUGCUCGUUUUUUUUUAUCGUCGUUGUGAAAUAGGAAUGUUACCUUUUAGAUAGGUUUUAGAAUUUACGAGAGAGAUUUGUGCCGGACGUUCGGAGAAAUUGAGUUGGAAAGAUUGUUUUAGCCGACUAUUACAGAUGCCAUAUAUUCUAGUACGUGGUAACCUAGCGUCAUAUGGUCAUAAGUAUCCUUGGAGAGUUCUAGUAUCAGGGCUUAAAGCGGUUGAUAUAGAACAGCUGAGUCGCUUCUCCUCUGGAGGAUAUUGCGACGAUUCGACGAUAGUAUAUUUGCAACAUCCUUGUGUAAUAUUGACCGCUUUAGAGGUCCUCGGUUACAAAGUCGUCGCGUCGUCCAGCACUAGCGUUAAGCAGGAUUAUAAUGAGUAUAUGUGGACCAUGAGAAAAGAUUUUUCAGAACCUGAACCUGAUCCUGUUAUAAAAACUGCGCGGCAAUGGCAAAGACAAAGGCAACGACCAACGUCACGUCCAAAAAGCUGGACGUCGUCGACGACGACGACGACAUUUUCUAUUACGUCGGUGUAAAAGCGUCCCCGUACGCGAGCGAUUGCGCGGUGUUCGGUCUGUCGUCGUACGAGCAGUCAGCCUUACGCAGCCAUUUUCCGCUGACGCCCGA